This is a messenger RNA of Spirodela intermedia, 4929 nucleotides long. The record is from the annotation of a GenBank genome assembly. Lineage: Eukaryota; Viridiplantae; Streptophyta; Magnoliopsida; Alismatales; Araceae.
AUGUCUUCUCCCAGUAAGCGCCGAGAGAUGGACUUGAUGAAGCUGUGAGGCCCAGAAAUUGAUCCGAGUCCUUGGGUUUUCGCGACUCUUUUGUGGAUCUUUUUGGCGUCUGACUCCUUCCCGUCGCAGGAUGAUGAGCGAUUACAAGGUGGAAAUGAUCAACGACGGGAUGCAGGAGUUCUACGUCGACUUCCACGGCCCCAACGAAAGUAAUGACGCCUAUUCCUCUGUAUAUUUCUCAUUGACUUCUCUUUUUCGUGGAAAUUUAUCUUUCGGGGCGACUGGAUUUCCUUCCCAUGGAAACGCUGCAGCGUUUCGACCCUCAUUGACUGAAUCUUGCUGGCUACUGAUAGGACUACAUGGACAGACGAUCUUUUUGAUCGCCCGUGGUCCUGUUCUUGCGUUUUUUCUUUUUUUUUCGUAAAUAAGCGUCGAUAAAGUUAGUUGUGGGCCGAUUGGUGUCACUUGCUUUUUUUUGUAGAAUAUUCCUCUAUAGUUUCUCGGUGAUUGUCACGGAGUUUGUGGAACGCUUUCUGGCGUCUGCUUCAGCAUCCGAACCAUGAAUGAACCUCUAUUCAGUUAUUUUUCUCCCUUUUGUAAUCUGUGGUUGUGUCAGGUCUGUAUCAGGGGGGUGUGUGGAGGAUAAGGGUGGAGCUGCCUGAUGCGUAUCCUUACAAAUCUCCUUCUAUUGGCUUCGUCAAUAAAAUUUACCACCCAAAUGUCGAUGAGAUGUGAGUUCUUGGAAGUUUUGGUUGUGUGUUGUUUUCAUCGCCACCUUGUUGCAAUAUUAAAAAAUGCUGCAACGUUUUUUCACUACCUGUCAUCAUAAGGAGAGAUUCUUGGGUCAACUGAAUGUCAUAGUGUGUUUCUUCAUUUCAGGUCUGGCUCAGUUUGUUUGGAUGUCAUUAACCAAACGUGGAGUCCUAUGUUUGGUAAACUAUCAUAUCCGUUUGUCGAAUUUUGAAUUUGAAUUUCACAUUGUUAUUUCCAAUUGCUUCUUUUUUUAUGCCAAUUAAAUGACACUUUGCAUACGAAAAUUAUUUUUAUUUGGGUCUCUGUAUUUUGCAGAUCUUUUAAAUGUUUUUGAGGUUUUCCUUCCACAGCUUCUUCUGUAUCCUAACCCAUCUGAUCCUUUGAACGGAGAGGCUGCUGCCUUGAUGAUGCGUGAUCGAAAUUGUUAUGAACAAAAAGUGAAAGGUAUACUUAUUCAUAGUAAUUUACCUAUUUAUAUAUUUUUCUUCUCAAUCCUUGAAAAUCUUCAUCUUCGUAUCCAUUUUUAACGUAUGUCAUCUGUGCAACGACUACUAAUUGUACGGGUCUGCUGAUACUGGCUUAUUUGAGUAAAGAAGGGUAUUUCAUUUUAAAACUACUCCCCCCUUUGAUUUCUCGGCAGAAUGACGCCCAUUGUAUCCAGUUUUCUAUAUGCUGACAAAGAAUUCUUUGGCAGUGGAGGAUUUGACAGGGAAAGAGCCUACUGAAUCUUUUUGAAGUUUCACCAACAUUUAGAAACUUCUGCUAGGGUUUAGCUCUCGCCCUAGAUUUAAAUACACUUUGUAUAUAGUAGAAAUGUUUGUAAGUUGGCAUGAAUGCUUUGCUGUUUUGGUUUUUUUGGGAUGGUUUAUCGAGAGGUCAAUGUUAACAUGGUGUACCACAGUAUUCUCUUUUUCUUUUCUUUUUUUUGGCAUCUCCUUUUUUAAUGGAAUAGUUGGAAGUAAACAUUAUCUUCAGUGAAAAGAUUGUUGUGGGUAAAUGAAGUCAUUUCUGAUGAUUGAUAGUUACCUCUAUGCCUCUGCUAUCCUCAGUUUCUCAUCCUGGGGAGGAAUGCCCUUUAAAAAAAAAAUUACUGGUUUUUCUUUUUUUACAUUAUGAUGUGACAAAUGCUACAGCAGACUCACAUUUUGCAUCGAUGGUACCUGGCAUCCAUUUUCUACUGAUGUUAUUAUCCGCAAAUAACCAAACUUGUAUGUGCCUUUUUGUGGGUUUUUUUCCUUAAAUCUUGCAGUGAACAGGCAGUAAUUCCAUCAAAUGGAUGUAUUUCAUGGCUCUUUGUUUAACACCUUCCAUUCUAUUUCACUGUUUCUUAUAACCAGUUAGCUUAACCUCAAAUAUCUUAUUCCGUGGCAUUCUUAAAUGUCUUCCUCUUUGCAACACACAUUUAAUCUUUUAUUAUGCCAUCGGGCCUUUCAUUCAUUCAGGCAUUUUUUUUCCUUUACAGGAAUUAUUUGUUGUCUAUUUUUUCUGUCGCAUGUUUCAAUCUUGCUAUGAAAAAUCUCCUAUCACUGCUGCUCGGUUUUUCAUGCUGUUCUCUUCUUGCUCCAUGUUUCCAUCUUCCUUUUCACUGUUCUAUUGAAUUGUGGAUUGUCUCUCUUUUUCCCUCCCCAUAUCCAUGGCUUUGUAGCUCUGAGAACAAUGCUUGUUAUUUUCUAGAAUUCGUGUAUUUAUCACUUUCUUGGUUGCUUCCUGAACAUCGAGAGAUUCUUUGCAGUUGUGUUAGGGUUUUUGGAAUCAGAAUAAUAAUUUGGUAUGUGAAUCUAGUUUGUGACAAAUGAGGGAGGGCAUAGUUGCAAACUCCCCAAUCAAUGACGUGCUGGCCUGAUGACGACUGACUUCUACUUCAGUGGAUUAUGGAUAUGAAGUUGCAUGUUCUCAUGAAAUUGGUAUGCACCUCCCAAGGCAACCUAAAACUUUCAUAAGAAUCCUGACUACCCAAGGAGACAGAACUGUUAAUUUCUGUCUCCUGCAUCGGCCAUUCCUCUUUAAUAAUUCAUGCUUCAAAUGUCUUUAUUCCUUGGUUUGAUCUUAGUUUUUUCUAACAUAUCUUGGUCAACCAGUUUUUUCAAGCCAAGUGAGAUAUCCUCUCUCUGAUCACCCAGAAUUUGACCUAGUUAUUAACGUAUUGUGAAGCAUUGAAACCAGAGCUGGCUGCAAUGGGAUACAACUUCCUCUCCUUUUGUGACUGUUUUUCCUCAUGCCAUUUGACCAAGACAUGUAUACUUCAUCUUUUUACACAUCUUCCUGAUGCACCACAAUUUGUUUUCAACUCGAGUGUCAGCCUCUCUUUCUGCUUUGCUCUUCUUUAAGAAGACUAAACUAAGUUUUGAAACUCUCAUUAUGAUGAUGCAUAUACCUCGUAGCAUGAUCAUAAACACGGAUUGAGGAUCCAUUGUCGUGGUAAGGUCGGAGUUGUUUUAGAUGAUGUGGACGUCUGAUGGCCCUAAAAACAUGAUAGCAGCUGCCUCCGAGGAUGAGAUGGUGACGGUCAUGGUCUACAUGCAUUAUUUAGCGUCGUCUUUGCCUGGUACCGAUGAGUAGUGACAUCUAGUGAUGGGCAUUGCACUGCAGCUUCAAUGUUGCUCUAUAUGUAUCCCAGAACUCCUUGGGAAUUUCUGAUGUAUGAAUUCUCAUUGGCUUGUUUCUCUGUUGGAAAAAUAUUUUUUCCCACUUAUCUCUUGAUUUUUUUUCCCCCUUCUACAUAGAGAAGAAUCAAUGACUUAUGGGGAAAAGAGAAGCUGUCUACCAGAACUUCCUUGGGGAUCUCAAUCACACUCUCUGCGUUCUGGCUCUUCAGACUUCCGGUCAUCUCUCCACCUCCCUCUCCCUCAGGAACCCUUUUUCCUCAGCUUGAUGCCCAGGAUAUCCAUCCAGUCUAUGUGAAGUGACGGAGGAGUAAGCCAUAUCUCUCCGAACGAUUGAUUACCCACAGAUUCUCCCUUGAUCUCAUUCCCAACAUGGUGUGCUAGACCAGGUAUCUGAGGUCGUUGUUAUCUACAUAGUCUACGUAGUUGGUGUCCGAAUACGCCUUGUUCUUUUCAAAUGACAUUGGAGAUGAAGGCUUCUUUUUAUGUACAUGGAAGGGGGGAGGGGGAGUGUAGCUGGAUUAAAUGGAGGACGAGAUCUUUAAUAAGAUUCUUAGACUGUCGACUCUUUUAUGGCGUGUUUACCGCGGAAUUCUUUUGCAAACAUGAUAAAAGAAGGAAUUAAUAUGGCUUUUUACCUCGUAUCAGUUCAUCCGCGUAGUCCCUCAGCAUGAAGGAUUUACUAAAUCCCCUUCUCAUAGCCCCUGCUCUCUCUCAUCUCCGCUGUCCUGACACCUUUUAAUUGGUGCCGAAUUCCCUGUUGGGCAAUUCCCUUGUCAACGCUUUCUUUUGUUUUCUGGUCAAAACAUCUCACAUUUCUUUACUGUCUAUCCUGACCGAAAAUCCUCUGGGCUGCCUCAAGCUAGUGGUCUUUCUUCUCCUUAGCACAGUAUGCCCUCACUCUUCUAGCAUUCUUAGUGCUCUUGGAUUCAGCGCCGCCCCUUUUUGAAGAUCAUCGCCGGGUGAAAGCCAUCUAGAGGGACUCAUGCACAUAUCAGAAAUCUUAGCAGUUCCUAAUCGUUCUUCUAGCAUUCUUAGUGUUCUUGGAUUCGGCACUGCCCCGUUUGAAGAUCAUCGCCGGGUGGAAGCCAUGUAGAGGGAUUCAUGCAUAUAUCUGAAAUCUUAGCAGUUUCCUAAUCAUUCUUCUAGCUUUCUUAGUGUUCUUGGAUUCGGCGCCACCCCAUUUGAAGAUCAUCGUUGGGUGGAAGCCAUCUAGAGGGUUUCGUGUACAUAUCUGAAAUCUUAGCAGUUUCCUAAUUAGACAUUUGAAGAUAUCUAGCAAUCCUUGGGCCUUGUAAUCUUUCUUCUUUUUUUUUGGGUAGAUUACCAUCUUGAUGCCGACACCAUAUGUGAUCAAGAUGAGCAUCACUCCUAAUCCACCAUCUGCUUGAUGUCUGAUUACCCACAUCGUCUUGCCUAUCUGCCACCUUGUCAUCCAGAAUACUGCCAGAGGUAUGCAAAGGCGGAGGACGUCGGCGGGCCAGCGGAGGAGAAAUCGAGCGACGACGAGGAGUUGACGGAGGACGAGUCAGACUUGAGUGACGAGGCUGUGGCGGGCAACCCAGAUCCAUAG